AUCAUAGCAUAAUAUAUUUUUAUUAUAUAAUAUUACAAUUAUUUAUUACUAAUUAUAUAUUUUUCUACCAUCUAUUUACCUACGGUAUAAGCAAUUCAACGUCAUACAACGCGAAAAUAGUCGGUUCUUGGGAUAUAUUAACCUUUUUGUGAUCGUUCGUGUUAUGACAACAAACGACAAACAUAGCAGUUCUAUGAAAUUGUGGAACUAUAGAUCAUUAGAAAACACUAAUAUUUUGGGUUCCUACUGGAUUUAAAUUUAUCGUAAUUUUUUACAAUAUUUCAGUUUACAAAUUAAUCAUAAGCAUUAAUUAUGUCUUAUUAAUUCAUAUUUAGUAACCAAUAAUUGUAUAUUAAUGCGAUGGAGUUACUUAGUUGUAUAUAUUAUGUUAUAGUUGGAUAUAAUAAACAUUGAUUAUUCGUGUUAAUAAUCAAUUUUAUAUUAUUGUGCAUUUGUAAAGAUUAUACAACAAAUACUCAGACAUGGAUAAUCAACUAGAUAUUAUGUUGGAGAAUACUAAUUCAGAAUUUAUUACCUUAUCGUAUGCUGAUCACUCAUUGGUCUCUCAUCCCGAACAAUUAUCUGUUGAGUGUACAGAUAUGAUUUUAGACCCAGUUAAUUGUCAAAAUAUUAGUGCCAUGACUCCAUUAAACGAUUUGUUAUUAGGACAAACAUUCUUAAUAGAGACUAAUGAACAACCAUUAUUUGUAAAUGGCACAGAGUUAAUUACUUUCCAACAUAUUGACUCUAACGGACAAAUAAAUGAUAUCCAGACUAUUUCAAAUAACACCGAAUCUGAUAAAUUGACAAUUGAAAAUAUUAAUUUUACUAUGGAUUCUGAUGAUCAUUUCCAAGAAAUUUAUUCAGAUUUUAAUAAAACCAAUUUGGAUAUGAUGAAAACUACUGAUGACAGUAGCAACUUGAAAGAACAUUUGCAAGUUUCGAUCAACACUGAUAUAACUAGUGGGAACUACAGUUAUUCAACUGCUAUUAAAAUUUUAGAUGAUGUUGCUAAAAGUCCUGUUGAUACUAAUGGUCAUUUUGUUUGUGAUCUGUGUUUACACGAAUUUAACAACUGGAAAAAUUAUAAGAAACAUAAAUUAGAACAUUUAAAUGAUAAGCCAUUUAAAUGUUUAAAAUGUUUAAAAUCAUUUAACUAUAAUAAUAACUAUUUACUUCACAUUGCUUCUCAUUCAACAAGCAAUUUAAAAUGCCCAAAAUGUAAAAAAGAAUUUAAACGCAUAGCUAGCUUUAAGGCUCAUUUAAAAAUUCAUAAAACUGAAGAAUUGAUUACAUGCAGUAUUUGUGAUAAAAUAUUUGAUAAUCAGUAUCGAUUGGACAUUCACAAAGAAAAUUGUAUGCAAGAAUAUAUAAUUAAUCCCCACGAAGAAACAUCUGUUGCUUGUAUUAAAACAUGUACAGUUUGUAAUAAGUUUUUUUCAACUUUACCAGAGUAUAAAAUUCACAUCAAGGAACAUAGAAAAUUUGAUUCGGUGUUAAAAAAGUAUCAUAAGGUUACUUCAAAAUUAAAAAGGUUACAUAAAACUAGUAAUAAAUUCAAAAGAUUUAAAUGUGAUCAUUGUGAUUGGUCAUUUAAUAAGUCAAAUCUUUUACGCCGUCAUAUGAGAACACAUACUGGAGAAAAGCCAUUUGAAUGCUCAUUUUGUUCAAGAUACUUCACUCAACAAAAUUCAUUAAAUAGACACUUAUUGAAACAUAAAGGAAUACGGCCGUUCAGAUGUGAAUUCUGUGAAAUGAGUUUUUGUCAAAAAGGUCAUUUAAUUAAUCAUAUGAAAACAUGCCAUUCUGUUACGAAAGAAGAAACAAGAGUUCAUAAAUGUGUUUUGUGUUCUUGUGUUUACAAUAGUACCAAUGCUCUUAAUAAACAUAUGAGUGUUUACCAUGGAUUGAAAACUAAAGACUUAGAUAAAAUUGUUGAAAAUCAUGUAUCAAAGAGCUUAGAAACAGCUAAUGACGAAACUAUACAUUUAAUUAAAGAUCCCUCAAAGUUAGAACAAUGGCUUAAAGAAGUAGCUCAUGAAUUACAAAGUGGUGAUAAUAAUACAGAAUUAAAGAAUUGCAAUGAUCCAAUUACUACUCAAUGUGAAUUUGGAUUAAAUAUAAUUGAAAGUGAACAUUUAGAUCAAAUUUUGAGCCCAAUUUCCAAUAUAAAAACUAGUGAUCACAUUGAAAUUGAAAACUUGACAUAUUCUAUUGCAGAUGGUGAAAAUUAUAUUGUUAUGAAGGAUAAUCAAGACCAAUCAAUAAUUGAAAAUGCUAUUGUCCAAAGCCAAGAAGUGGAACUAGUAACAACUGCUACUGAAAAUGGAUCAAUAUCCUUAAAUGUUAUAAAUGAAACCACUAAGAAAAGUAUAGAACCUACUAUGACUGUUAUUGAAAAUGAACCAGUAUCAUUAAAUGUAGUAAAAGAAACCAUAAUAGAGGAGAUGGGACCUGAAAUAAGUGCUACUGAAAAUGAAUCAGUAUCAACGAAUGUUUUAAAAAAACCCACUAAAAAGCGUCCUUCAAGAAAAAAAAAAUGCGGUGAUAAAAUGUCUAAAAUGGAUGCACAAAAGAUUUUACCAAAAAAAAAAAAAGGGCGUACGUUUAACUUGAAAAAGAGGAAUAGUAUCAGUAAUGAAGUUAAGAAAAAUACAAAUCACACUAGUAGUAAAUCUGAGCCAAAAAUUGUAUACAUACCAAAUAUAACUACUAAUUCAGAAAAAAAAACCAUUGAUGUUACACAAAAACCAUCACCAAAAGUGUGUCAGUUCUGUGAAAAAAUAUUUAAAAAGAAUGCUGAUCUCGAAAGACAUGUAAGAAUACACACUGGUGAUAAACCUUAUAAAUGUGACCAACCAGAAUGUAAUAAAGCAUUUGCCACUAAGAGUUCACUUGAGUAUCAUAUAAUCACUCAUUCAGGUAAGAUGAAAAGAGCUGAGUGCCCUCAGUGUAAUGGAUUAUUUGCUACCACCUCAACUUUGAAAGUUCACAUGCGGCAGCAUACAGGAGAAAAACCAUUUAAGUGUCCUGUAUGCGGAGAUGCAUUUCGAACAACUGGGCAUUUACAUGCACAUAUAAUAGUUCAUGAACGAAAAAAAAAAACGCAAAUAAAAAUAUAUAAUUUCCAUCAGAUUAAAAUUUUAUUUGUGAUACAUUUUAAAGUAAUUAUAUCAACAAAAAUAUUACUGAUGAUCUUGAAAGUAAAUGCAGGGUAAUGCAGCCUUCUAAUAUCAAAAUUAAUUCCCUUGAAUAGAUUUUGUUAAUAAUUUGUUUGUUUAUUAACCAUGAGUAAAUUAUUAUAGCCCCCUUCUGAUAUCCAUAAAUUAGAAAUUACUAAAAAAUAUUCAGCCAGCCCUAGAGUUGACUUGGUUAGAAAAAACACUAAACAUAUUUAUCAUUAUCAAUAUAUUAUUAAUUAAAAAUGUUAACUACUUUUGAUAUUUUUCUAUUAAACGAUCUAUCUAUAUGCAUGUAAUAGAAAUAAAUAAUGAAAUAAUAAUUUGAAAUUUGAAGACCAUUUUUUGUUGUAAGAAUUUGCACAAACAUGUAUUUAGUUUAUAUAAAUGUAUAUUGCUCACAUUAAUGUAUUAUACAGCCAUCUAUUGAUAAUUUUAUGAUCAUAUUCUAUCGUACAUAAAUUUUUAUAUACUAAAAGAUUAUAUAUUAUGUUCCUAUUAACUUAACUCAAUCAUGAAUUGAGAUAAAUACCUAUGUAUAAUGUAUAUGAUAAUCCUAAUAUAUUAAUUUAAGACCUUACUAAUCACUAGAGCUAGGAUUUUAAUGACCUAAAAUAUACGUUUAAAUGCAAUGAAAAAAUGCAAAAAUGAUCUAAAAACUCUAAAAAUUGUACUUAGAC
Melanaphis sacchari is the source of this 3859-nucleotide messenger RNA. RefSeq names its product zinc finger protein 665-like. Gene Ontology annotation, molecular function: RNA polymerase II cis-regulatory region sequence-specific DNA binding; DNA-binding transcription factor activity. NCBI's taxonomy places the organism in Eukaryota, Metazoa, Arthropoda, Insecta, Hemiptera, Aphididae. The record is from RefSeq and is a predicted model, not a curated record. Gene Ontology annotation, biological process: regulation of transcription by RNA polymerase II. The coding region runs from base 483 to 3218 and encodes 911 amino acids. The transcript has 21 exons.